AUGGCUCAGGAUAUUAUAGACUUGAUAGACGUCAAGACUGGCUUAAAUGCUCUUUACAUGCUAUAUUGCACUGCGCUAUUACCCUUAUGUGUCAUUGGGAUAGCUUAUUUUUACGCAGGUUUAACCCAAAGAAGAUCUUCUUUGACUAUGUUUGCACUCCCAGUGUGGUUGGUUCCGUUUGUGUUUCUUGAUUAUUUCAUAUGGAGUUAUUCAUUAUGUUAUUCAAGUUCUUCUAAUAGAUUUAUAGGGAAUUUGGACUUUACUGUAUUGCGAAACGUGAGAGACAAUGCCUUAUUAAUGUAUAAUACUUCAAGAGGUGAUAUAUUGGUCAUAAAUCACUUUUUGUUCAAUAGUUUGUUUAAGAUUAUUUGUGUUGGAUUAACAUUUCCAGGUUGUAUUGCAGAAAGAGGUAGAAUUCUUCCAAUGUUGGUAUUUCUUUUUUUCUGGUCUUGCAUGAUCUAUAAUCCUGUUACGUAUUGGUUUUGGAACGCAAAUGGUUGGCUUUCAGUCAAUUUAGACAGAUUACCAGUUCUUGAUUUUGCAGGUGGUAACUGUAUUCAUGUUGUAAGCGGUUUUACUUGCUUAGCUUAUUCUUAUAUCUUGGGACCCAGAAAUCCAAAACUAUUAUACAACUAUAGAAAUAUCAAUACUGGUUACAUUGUAAUUGGUACCUUUUUGGUAGCCUGUGGAUGGAUUGGAUUUAUUGGAGGUUGUGACUACAAGUUUUCCGAAUACUCGAUUUAUAUCUUUGUUAAUACUAUAUUAUGUGCUUGUGUUAGUGGAAUUGUUUGGACUGCCAUUGAUUAUUAUUUCUCGUUGAUACCUCUUGAAGGCACCGAAUUGGAUGAUUCUCUUAAUGAGGCAAAACUUUCUGCUAUUGCAUCGCACACAUCUUUAGCACCUCAAAUAUCACAAACAGGUGUAUUGCUUAAUCAACAUUUACAUGAAUCAAAGUCUAACUUUGUAAUGAGAAGAAAAGUUUCGAUGAUUUCAUUUUCUUCUGGUGUCAUGGCUGGUUUAGUAGUGAUUACUCCAGCAGGUGGAUUUGUGUCAUCGCCAACUGAGUUGUGGAAGAGUAUUGUUUUUGGAUUUGUGGGUGCUAUUAUUGGUAAUUUCUCAACAAGAUUAAAGUACUUUUUUAGAAUUGAUGAUGCCCUUGAUAUCUUUGCUAUUCAUGGAGUUGCUGGUAUAGUUGGUUCAUUAAUGACUGGAAUAUUUGCCAAUGAUCUUUAUAGUUCCCGUGGAGGUUGGGUCAAAGGUCAUUGGAUUCAAUUAGGGUAUCAAGCCCUUGGUUGUGUGGUGGUAUCAUCGUACACAUUCAUUAUGAGUUGUGUUUUCUUAUACAUAAUUGACCUUAUUCCAGGCUUACAUUUAAGAAUUGAUAAAGAUUUUAAUAAAAGGAUUAGAGAGCAAGCUGAAAGAGAAAAGCAACAGGGCAACAAUAAUGAAUUGGAAUCACAACUUUCACCACAAGAUGCUACUAGAGUUGACUCUACUAGUGAAAUGAGUUAUUUGGAGAAGGUUGAAUUAUCUGGUACAGAUUCUUAUGAAUUUAAUGGUGAAUAUUUGAUGGAUUUUAUUGAAUUCAUUAAAAUAAUACGACCCCAAGAUUAUGAAGGAGAAGAAGAAGGUGAUGAUCAAUUUAAAAACUAUAAUGCUAUUGAUAACAAUAUUCAUGGUUAUGGUCAUGAUUUUGAGCUUCACUCUCCAGAUAACCAGCAUUUAGUUAAACGAGAAUAA
Messenger RNA from Scheffersomyces coipomensis, 1740 nucleotides. RefSeq lists its product as uncharacterized. Gene Ontology annotation, biological process: ammonium transmembrane transport. NCBI's taxonomy places the organism in Eukaryota, Fungi, Ascomycota, Pichiomycetes, Serinales, Debaryomycetaceae. The record is from RefSeq and is a predicted model, not a curated record. The transcript has a single exon. Bases 1 to 1740 code for a protein of 579 amino acids. Gene Ontology annotation, molecular function: ammonium channel activity. Gene Ontology annotation, cellular component: plasma membrane.